AUGGCAGACGACAAUCCCGUAGCGGAUGCUCAACUGCCUCCAGCUUCUGAAAUCAGGAAGCCUCGUCCGAAAAAAGCGCCUGAGCUCCCUAUUUUGGAGAGAAGAAACUGGCUCAUCCACCUUCACUACAUCCGUAAAGACUAUGAGAUCUGUAAGUCAAUUAUCAAAGAGCAGCUACACGAAACCGGGGGGAUGUGUGAAUAUGCCAUCUAUGUACAAGCUUUAAUCCUUCGCCUGGAAGGGAAAAUCCAGCAGUCACUGGACCUGUUCCAGAGCUGUGCAAUACUCAACCCUGGCAGCUCGGAUAACCUCAAACAAGUGGCCAGAUCCCUAUUUCUCCUUGGUAAGCAUAAGGCUGCCAUAGAGGUUUACAAUGAGGCUUCACAGCUCAAUGAGAAAGACUGGGAGAUCAGCCACAACUUAGGUGUGUGCUACAUCUAUACCAAAGACUUCAACAGUGCAGAAGAGCAGUUGAACAUCGCCCUGGAGUUGAGCAAGCACGACCUGACCUACAUGAUGCUGGGAAAGAUUCACCUGCUGGAAGGGGACACUGACAAAGCCAUCGACGUGUACAGGAGUGCUGUUGAGUUUUCUCCUGAAAACACGGAUCUUCUCACCACUCUUGGCCUGCUAUACAUGCAGCAAGGCAAAUAUCAGAAAGCCUUUGAACACCUUGGGAAUGCCCUGACGUAUGACCCCAACAACUUUAAGGCCAUACUGGCAGCUGGCAGCAUGAUGCAGACGCAUGGGGACUAUGAUGUUGCCAUGAAUAAGUACCGCGUGGCAGCUUAUGCUGUACCUGAGAGCUCACCCCUCUGGAAUAACAUUGGCAUGUGCUUCUUCGGAAACAAGAAAUAUGUGGCGGCCAUCAGCUGUCUGAAGAGGGCCAACUACCUGUCUCCGUUUGACUGGAAAAUCCUGUACAACCUGGGCCUGGUGCAUCUCACCAUGCAGCAGUACGCCUCAGCCUUCCACUUCCUCAGUGCUGCCGUCAACCUGCAGCCAAAGAUGGCAGAGCUCUAUAUGCUGCUGGCAGUUGCACUUACUAAUAUGGAUGACGGGGAGAAUGCCAAGCGAUCAUACGAGCAAGCAGUGUUGUUGGAUGACUGUAACCCCUUGAUCAAUCUGAAUUUCGCAGUCCUGUUGUACAAUCAAGGAGACAAAAAAGGAGCCACAGAACAGUACCUGGAGAUGGAGAGUAAAGUGAUGGAAAGCAGCCAUAAUGAAGAAUUUGACCCAGAGCUCAUUGAGAUGGCCCAGAAGUUGGCAUCUGCUCUCCAGGUGGGAGAGACCUCGGUGUGGACCAAGCCAGGUAAGGACUCCAAAGUCGGUCAGCGUUCCAAGACCACGUCCCUGCAGCCCCUGGGCACCAACCAGGCCCUUGGGCAGGCCAUGUCUUCAGCUGCCAGCAAAAGCAUCCAGCUAGCUGCAGGCUCUAAGGCUCCACCCAAGUCCACCUCCACGCCGCUAGAUGAAGAGCAUGAUGUGGAGAAUGCCCCUUCCCCUCCCCUGGGGGACCCUGAGUCAGAGGAUCCCAAAGCCAAAGAAAAGAAGAGCAAGUCUAAACCUGUGGCUGAGUAGGGUCCAUGAUCCACUGCUAUAUGUGAAGUGUAGCAGUGUAUAGUUGAGUAGUAUGUACUGUAUUGGGGUUGGAUUCUUAAUUGCAGGUUUAAGAUGUUUUGAAUAAAAGUAGGGGGAGACGUUAGUGCAUUCAGAAAGUAUUCAGACCCCUUGAUUUUUUUCCACAUUUUGU
Messenger RNA from Salvelinus namaycush (lake trout), 1753 nucleotides. It is a transcript of the gene bbs4, whose product is annotated as Bardet-Biedl syndrome 4. Bases 1 to 1581 code for a protein of 526 amino acids. Gene Ontology annotation, biological process: cilium assembly; protein localization to cilium. Lineage: Eukaryota; Metazoa; Chordata; Actinopteri; Salmoniformes; Salmonidae. Gene Ontology annotation, molecular function: protein binding. The transcript is spliced from 16 exons. Gene Ontology annotation, cellular component: ciliary basal body. The record is from RefSeq and is a predicted model, not a curated record.